This is a messenger RNA of Acanthaster planci (crown-of-thorns starfish), 1639 nucleotides long. It is a transcript of the gene nrbp1, whose product is annotated as nuclear receptor binding protein 1. Gene Ontology annotation, biological process: protein phosphorylation. The record is from RefSeq and is a predicted model, not a curated record. Gene Ontology annotation, molecular function: ATP binding; protein kinase activity. Lineage: Eukaryota; Metazoa; Echinodermata; Asteroidea; Valvatida; Acanthasteridae.
UCAGGUCACACAGCGAGAUGUGCCAGGCAUUGAUGUGGCCUAUCUGGCCAUGGACACAGAGGAAGGGGUGGAGGUGGUGUGGAACGAAGUGCAAUUUUCAGCUCGGAGAGACUUCAAGGAACAAGAGGAGAAGAUCCGAGUCAAGUUCGACAACCUGAUGCAGCUAGAACAUUACAACAUAGUCAAGUUUCACAAAUAUUGGGCAGACAUCAGACCAGAAGUCAAACCGAGGGUAAUUUUUAUCACAGAAUACAUGUCCUCGGGAUCACUACAUCAGUUCCUGAAGCGCAUCAAGAAAGACAAACGGAAUAUCCAGGAGAAAUCCUGGAAACGGUGGUGCACUCAAAUCCUCUCAGCAUUAAGUUACCUACAUACGCGCGACCCACCCAUCAUCCACGGCAACCUGACAACGGACACCAUUUUCAUCCAGCACAACGGCCUGAUCAAGAUAGGCUCCGUCGCACCUGAUGCCAUUCACAACCACGUGAAGACAUACCGGGAAGAACAGAAGAACAUGCACUACAUCUCACCAGAGUAUGGAGAGUCGCAAGAUCUCCUUACAACAGCCGUGGAUAUCUACGCCUUUGGUAUCUGCUCACUGGAGAUGGCAGUUGUAGAAAUCCCAACCAACGGUGACAACAAGCAUAUAUCGCGGGAAGCCAUCAAUAACGCAAUAGGCCAACUGGAGGACCCACUUCAGAGGGAUUUCAUCCGUAAGUGUGUUGGCCCGGUAACCACCAGACCCACAGCAAGAGAGCUGCUAUUCCAUAACGUCCUAUUUGAGGUUCACUCCCUCAAACUCCUAUCAGCGCAUUGCUAUGUCCGAAAUGAAGCUAUUUUAGACCAUGCCGAUAAUGCACUGACAGAGAGACUAUCCCCAGGUACAAUCAUAGCUAGUGUAGUACAUCCCGACGGCCGGGAAGGUGUGCAAUGGAAAGUUUCCCAGGUUCCAGCCCUUGAGAUAGAGAAGUUCAUUGAAGAAGUCAAAAACGGUGUCUACCCCUUAACGGCAUAUGCACUGCCUGAACCCCAUCCUACCAAGACGAGGCCGCAGACCCCCGAGACGGCCGAGUCGGUGAAGAGCGCCACACCCGAGCCGCUGGAGGUGGAGAGCAGAUCCAUCAUGCUGAUGCAGUGCGACAUGAAGGAGGAAGAAGAGGGCAAACUCAAGUUGGAGUUACUACUUCGAAUGGACGAUAAAAUGAACAGGCAGCUGAGUUGUGAAAUUGCAGCAGAUGACAGUCCGUGGGGUCUUGCGAAUGAACUAGUGGAAUAUGGUUUCAUCAACAGCUGUGACCGGAGUCGCGUCGCAGCUCUGAUCGAGGAGAAACUCAACUUUCCAACCAGCCAGCCAUCUGGACUUCCAGUCUCUGUCAGCUCGUAGCAAGAACUUCACCGCCAUUCUGCUUCCACCCCCUCCUGGGUUGCAGCUUGACGACCUCAACCAAUGCAACUUGAAACUUGUAAUAAUCUCACUUUGUACAUUCUACAACCUGCCACAGUGUAGAAAUUAUAUAAAAAAAAGAAAGUGUCACAGUUCUUUUCAUUUUUUUUGGUGGUGAUCAACUCACAAGUGGAAGAAUUUUACAGGAUUGUCUGUUUGAUAUCUACUAUGUUAAAAUGAGUCGCAUUUAUUUGG